This is a messenger RNA of Pipra filicauda (Wire-tailed manakin), 3289 nucleotides long. It is a transcript of the gene ERI3, whose product is annotated as ERI1 exoribonuclease family member 3. The transcript has 7 exons. Gene Ontology annotation, molecular function: nucleic acid binding; 3'-5'-RNA exonuclease activity. Gene Ontology annotation, biological process: exonucleolytic trimming to generate mature 3'-end of 5.8S rRNA from tricistronic rRNA transcript (SSU-rRNA, 5.8S rRNA, LSU-rRNA). Bases 976 to 1809 code for a protein of 277 amino acids. NCBI's taxonomy places the organism in Eukaryota, Metazoa, Chordata, Aves, Passeriformes, Pipridae. The record is from RefSeq and is a predicted model, not a curated record.
CCUUGUUCAAGAGGGUUGAGUUGUUGCAAUUAGCUUGUUUCGCUAUCAGUCACUGUACCCGUCUAUGUAACACCAUGGGUUGGGCUUGAACUUCCUCCCUAGAGAUCUAUUAACAGCCCUGAGUCUGACCUGCCUUGGAUAGUGACAGUCCUGGCAAGUUUUUCCUGCAAAGUUUUAAAAGAAAAAGAGUAGAAGGGGAAAUACGGAUAGCCUCGUAUAGAUAAUGUAAUUUAUUAAAUAGCAUUUAAAUAGAAAUAUCAAAAGGUGAUGGCUGAGUGAGGUAUUUUUCUGAGAGGGAGACUGUAACCUGUAGAGUCAUGCUUGCAUUUUACAGUUUUUGCAGUCCCUGGAUGUGGUUAGUUGACCUGAUAUUUUCCUCUGAGAAAUAAGGAAGAGAUGGAGUGCAGAACUAAAUUCACAUCUCUGAGAAACCUCAUACACAGAGCAAAUCAGAACUUCCCCUGGGUAAGAGCAUCCAGCUACCAGACACUUGGAUUUGUAAUAGAAGUGGGAUGUUUUGGUGCAGCUGACAGGUGUUUCAGGACCAAGCUCUUUGGAUGGGUUGUAGUGUUGAUAUGUGUAUUGCUGUAUUUAAUUCCUACCGUGUAUCAGACACUGCAUUGUAUAUGAAAAGAUGAAAGGCCUCCUCAGUAAUUUCAAUGGGACUUAGAUUUUCUGUGUUUUAAUUGUUUUUUGCUGUGUUCUGCCGUGAUAAGGUUCAGUAGUCAGGUGUGAUCUGGUUCCUGGAGCCAUGACUGUUGUGUGUCUCAUAGUUCUUAGUUUAGAGCCAUUUGCAGAAGUUAAUUUUCAGUUGCCUGUGAUUCUGGACACCUUAAGCUCAGUCCAAAUGUCAUCUGUUGUGCUUAGAGCAGGUUACGGUGUUAUUUCAGGUUUGCAAUGCUGGAACCUCCACUGGGAAGCACAGAGGAAAUCCCUGUCAGAGGAGGACAGUGAGCAGAUACUAGGAGAGAUGAGAUGUAUGUGUACAUGAGUAAUGUGAGUCUCUCUUCAGUUUCAGAUGCCUCUGGAUGUUCAAUGAUAGCAUUCCUCCAUACUGGAGCAGCAAAGUUUUCCCAAAACUUACUUUCAAGGGCAAGACAAGCUGUGUCCCCCCUCCUGGCUGGUGUUCUCAAAGGGUACAGCUCCAUCGUAAGCAGGAAACUGGCGUCCCACGGCUUUGGAGCUUCCAUGGCAGCAAUGUCAUCCUUCCCUCCACAGAGAUAUCACUACUUCUUAGUGCUGGAUUUUGAGGCUACGUGUGAUAAACCACAGAUUCAUCCUCAGGAAAUCAUCGAAUUCCCUAUCCUGAAGCUGAAUGGCAGGACGAUGGAGAUCGAAUCCACCUUUCACAUGUAUGUUCAGCCUGUGGUGCAUCCCCAGCUUACGCCCUUCUGUACAGAGCUGACUGGGAUUAUUCAAGGCAUGGUGGAUGGCCAGCCAAGCCUCCAGCAAGUGCUUGAAAGGGUUGACGAGUGGAUGGCAAAGGAAGGCCUCUUAGAUCCCAGCGUCAAGUCGAUUUUUGUGACCUGCGGAGACUGGGAUUUGAAAGUGAUGUUACCAGGACAAUGCCAGUACUUAGGGCUGCCGGUUGCUGAUUACUUCAAACAGUGGAUUAAUCUGAAAAAGGCGUACAGCUUUGCCAUGGGGAGUUGGCCAAAGAACGGGCUCUUAGACAUGAACAAAGGACUGAACCUACAGCACAUAGGGAGGCCUCACAGCGGGAUAGAUGACUGUAAGAACAUCGCCAACAUCAUGAAGACACUGGCCCAUAGAGGCUUCAUCUUCAAGCAGACCUCCAAACCCUUUUGAUCCCCAAGGCAAGCCAGGCAAGGGCUGCAUGCGCCCGGCGCCGGCGAGGCGGGGAGGACGGGCUCCAGCAUUAAAAAAAAAACGGCAACCGAGGCCAGAGGAACCGACACAAAAAAAAUCUCAAUUUCAGCUGUUAACUCCAGUAGAGGUUGUAUAUAUGGGAAGGCAAAUCUGUGUAGACCUGAUGUGACUCCCUCUCUGGGCUGCUCCGGACAUUAUGCCAUGCUAGCGGACAGCCGCGUAGGGCGCUUGCACCACAUUUUAGACUCGUAGUUUGUUCUUUUUCUUUGGCUCCUGAUUUCCGUCCCUCCCUCCAUAUCCCACCCCGUCCUCCCUCUCCCGCCCCGUAGCCAGAGCAUCCCCCAUCUCCACCCCGGCAUGGGCCGUACCCACCUUUCCUUCUUCUUUCUCUUCUCUGGUUUUAUGUUUUCAGGCCUCGAUGGCUGCUGCAGCAAGGCCGGUGUGUGCCUGCACUCGGGCAGCGCUCACGGAGGCUCAGCGUGUCGAGACGGCCCCUCGCCCUCUCCGCCAGCCCCCCCCGCCUCUCCCCUGAGCGCCUUUUCCCCUUUUUGAGUCAACACUAACCCCUCUCUGACUCCUGUAUGUGACAAACGCGAUCCGUCUCUUUAUGUUCAAGGUGAAGUGCCUGUAUUCUCCGCUGCAGAGCCCCUGGCAGCCCCACCGCGGGCUGCGGGGCCCCAGAGGGCUCCCUUCAGUGGGGCGGGGGCCCGGCGGGCGGGCGGGCGGGCGGCAGGAGGGAGGUGACAGUGUCCGCAUGGAGCCCCGUCCAGCCCCCGUUCCGUCUGCUCGUGCCUCUUGCGGGGCUGGGUGGGAUGCCCAGCCCUGCCCCGUCCCCGCCCAUCCGUUCCAGCUCCAUCGGGGACAGGCGCCCAGCACCGCGUCCGUUGCCGGCGGUGGACGUGCCCGCGCGCGCUGGCCCCGGCCCGGGGCACCCGAGCGGGGCAGCUGCAAAUCCGCAAAUCCGCAAAUCGCCCCCGACCUCCCUCGGUUCCCGAGCUGAGGCUCGGCCCCCCACGUGCCCACGUGCUGUGCCCCUCACAGGUCCCUGCGGACGCUCAGCAGCAGCUGGCUUGUUGCCUGAGAGAGUUGCCGAGCACAUCCCCUCCGGCUGGGUGGGCUCCCGGCCGGCCGGCGCGGUUGGGGGGCAGCCAUGGGGCGGGCUGAGGGCGCACGUCCCCUCGGAGUCACCCAGCCCCGGGGCCCUGCUGAAUGGAGCCCUCGUCCGGGCGCUGACCUGCAGGGAGGCUGCAGCCCCGGGCCCGUGCGUGCAUGGCCUGGAGCGAAGCCGGUGACGGCAGCCAGAAGGGCAAUACAGGCACUGAACUUGGCGGUACAUGACUGCAUGGUGUGUGGUGUUCCAGUUAAACCAACCGAUAAUGCAACCCCAGCAUUUUCAUUGUCUAGUUAUUCCAAUCCUUGCUGUAAAUGUGCCACAUGAAUAAAGUUUGGGGGUAAAGGA